AGCCGUCUGGAGGAGAAGUUCUUGGAGGAGAACAUCUUGCUGUUGCGGAAGCAAUUGAAUUGUUUGAGGAGAAGAGAUGCUGGCUUGUUAAAUCAGUUGCAGGAACUUGACAAGCAAAUAAGUGACCUGAGAUUGGAUGUAGAAAAGACAUCUGAGGAGCACCUGGAGACAGACAGCCGGCCUAGCUCAGGGUUUUAUGAGCUGAGUGAUGGGGCUUCAGGAUCCCUCUCCAAUUCUUCCAACUCAGUAUUCAGUGAAUGUUUAUCCAGUUGUCAUUCUAGUACCUGCUUUUGCAGCCCCUUGGAAGCAAACUUGACUAUCUCAGACAGCUGCCCCAAAUCUGCAGAUCUCAUAGGAUGGUUGGAAUAUAAAGAAGGUCACUGUGAAGACCAGGCCUCAGGGGCAGUGUGCAGUUCCCUCUCCACACCACAAUUUAAUUCCCUUGAUGUCAUUGCAGAUGUGAAUCCCAAGUACCAGUGUGAUCUGGUGUCUAAAAACGGGAAUGAUGUAUAUCGGUAUCCCAGUCCGCUUCAUGCUGUGGCGGUGCAGAGCCCAAUGUUUCUCCUUUGUCUGACGGGCAACUCCCUGAGGGAAGAGGAGAGACUUGGGAGCCACGCCAGUGACCUUUGCGUCGGAUCUGAGGUAGAUGCCAUCAAAACAGACAAUUCCUUACCAUCUCCAAAUGGUCUGUGGUCUGCUUCUCAUCCUUCAUCCAGCAAAAAAAUGGAUGGCUACAUUCUGAGCCUGGUUCAGAAAAAAACACACCCUGUAAGGACCAACAAACCAAGAACCAGUGUGAAUGCUGACCCCACGAAAGGGCUUCUGAGGAAUGGGAGCGUUUGUGUCAGAGCAGCUGGCAACCUGUCACAGGGCAAUGGUGUAAACCUUAAGAAUUCGAAACCGGUGUGUUUGCCCUUGGGCGGGAUCCCAUCUUUGGACAAUGGGAUAUUCUCCCCACUGAAGCAGUGGUCAAAAGAAUCAAAGGCAGAACAACUGGAAAGCAAGAGGUUGCCCCCACCAGAGGGCUGUUCACCAGACGCUGCCUCCGAACUUCAGAGUAAGCAUCUGCCCAAAACUGCCAAGCCAGCCUCUCAAGAGCAAGCGUGGUGUCCCACUGCUGGGACAGGAGAGUCCCUUAAAGAAACUAGUCAGAUCUCAGCUACUUCUCCCAAAGAGAGCCCAGGCCGAGGGCCCGCCCCGCUGCAAGAGAACAAAGUUGUCCAGCCUCCGAAAAAGAUGGCCCAGAAAAACGGCCUUCAGAGUGUCCCUCCAGCCGCUCCACCGCCUCUGUUGCCUCCAGCUUUCCCCAAGGAGGAGAGGCCUGCCUUGGAUUUCAAAAGUGAGGGCUCUUCUUCCCAAAGCCUCGAGGAAGGGCAUCUGGUCAAAGCUCAGUUCAUCCCAGGCCAGCCGCCCAGCACCAGGAUCCACCGGGGACACAGGAACGUGGGUGCGGCGAAAAGCUCCACACUGAAGCACCGCGGCCAGGCCCUGCAGGGGCUGGAGAACAGCCUGCCCACCGUCAGAGAGAAGACCCGGGCGGGAAGCAAGAAGUGUCGCUUCCCCGACGACUUGGAUACAAAUAAGAAACUCAAGAAAGCCUCUUCCAAGGGCAGGAAGAACGGCGCGGGGCUGCCUGAAGCGGGACUUCCCAGCAGGCCUCUGGGCAGUGGCCACAGGGCGGGGCCUAGGGCACAUGGCCACGGACGGGAAGCGGUGGUGGCCAAACCUAAGCACAAGCGAACUGAUUACCGGCGUUGGAAGUCCUCCGCCGAGGUGUCCUAUGAAGAGGCGCUCCGGAGGGCCAGGAGGGCUCGCAGGGAGCACGCGGGCGUGUACCCGGCGCCGGUGCAGCUGCCCUACACCAGCCCGUACGCCUACGUGGCCAGCGACUCGGAGUACUCGGCCGAGUGCGAGUCCCUCUUCCACUCCACGGUGGUGGACACCAGUGAGGACGAGCAGAGCAAUUACACCACCAACUGCUUCGGGGACAGCGAGUCCAGCGUGAGCGAGGGUGAGUUCGUGGGGGAGAGCACCACCACCAGCGACUCUGAAGAGAGUGGGGGCUUAAUUUGGUCCCAAUUUGUCCAGACGCUCCCAAUUCAGACGGUCCCGGCUUCAGACCUUCACAACCACCCCACAAAAACCUUUGUCAAAAUUAAGGCUUCGCAUAACCUCAAGAAGAAAAUCCUCCGCUUUCGGUCUGGCUCUUUAAAGCUGAUGACCACGGUUUGAGUGACGCCGUUGGUGUGGGAAGUCUUUUUUUCCCCCUAGUUACCAGGAAGAAAACAAACAAAAACAAAAUGAAAGGGUGGCAUUUUAGAUUUUGUGUAAUAAUUUCAUGGAAUGCUUUCUUUUAUUAAGAUAAAACCAAGAUAAAUGCUGUCUCAUCUUCAUCACGUGUGGACAUUAGUGCCUUUAAUGGAAGGUAAAGGAUGUUUUGCUAGUUAGAAGUAAAUAUUUGAGGUUGUAAUGGUGGUGAUAGUUUUGUGGUAUCAGCGGAUUUUUAGUUUAAGUUUUCUGAGCAUCUGGCAAGGUACAGGUUUUGAUGUUCAGGUUUUAUUGGUAUGCGACCUUUUGAUGCCAAGGUCAGGUGGAUGGAAUUUCAGGACAAAUAUUUGUUCCUUGAUUCUUUAGGGCAGUGUCUCCAUGAGGGUUUUCCUGUUGAUGGCCAUCACAUACAGUUGUGUGAAAUAUGUACGAGAGGCAUCCUUGUUUUCUCUAAUUUUUUGUAUAGUUUACAUUUCUCAGAUGCAUCCCCAUGUGCAUCCCCAUACUGUUUUCUUCUCAGAACCCUUCUGUUUACUGGACUCAACUUGUAGACAGUCUCUAAGUCCAGUGUUGGCAGCCUGGAUAGAGAAGCUGGUAAUAGCUUAAAAGGAUCACAGAAACUUUUACCACAGUGGUGCCUAGGCCCUGGUUGCAGAAACCCUUAUAGGGCUGUGUAUCCAACUCUGAUGCCUUUCUCUCCCUCCCUACUUUGUAGGCAGUCGAACCCUUCCUUUCUUGGAGGACUUGCUUUGGAAUAAAAUUUUGGUCCUCGGGUACAGAAAACUUUGUUCUUAAUGAAAUAACCCUUGGCCGUGACCCCAAGCCCAGAAUUAUUCUCUGAGCACUGUGCCACCUACGCAUUGGCCUGAAUACGUUAGUGCAAUCCAGUCCAGAUUGGACCACUAUCUGGAAGGGCUUUUUUUUAAAAAAAAAGGUUUUUGGUAAACAGUAUUGUGUAAAAUUGCUUUUUUUAUAUCAAUAGUUGCAUGUUUUGUGCAUGAGUAGUAUUUGUUUUGAUAUUCCUGUUGGUGUUAAAUUACUGUAUGAUACAAAUAGUAUGUGUUUUUAUAUAUCAUUGUGUAAAUUUAAUAUAACACAUUAUAUCUGUAAUAAACAAUUUGUUUUACUGCUAAAUUUGUUAUUUGGGUAUAAAACCAAAUGUUUACACC
This is a messenger RNA of Tupaia belangeri chinensis (Chinese tree shrew), 3437 nucleotides long. RefSeq names its product dishevelled binding antagonist of beta catenin 1 (gene DACT1). The record is from RefSeq and is a predicted model, not a curated record. Gene Ontology annotation, cellular component: cytoplasm. NCBI's taxonomy places the organism in Eukaryota, Metazoa, Chordata, Mammalia, Scandentia, Tupaiidae. Gene Ontology annotation, biological process: negative regulation of JNK cascade; regulation of Wnt signaling pathway, planar cell polarity pathway; negative regulation of canonical Wnt signaling pathway.